Hemibagrus wyckioides is the source of this 2621-nucleotide messenger RNA. RefSeq names its product BSD domain containing 1 (gene bsdc1). Gene Ontology annotation, cellular component: cytoplasm. Lineage: Eukaryota; Metazoa; Chordata; Actinopteri; Siluriformes; Bagridae. The coding region runs from base 586 to 1815 and encodes 409 amino acids. The transcript has 10 exons. The record is from RefSeq and is a predicted model, not a curated record.
AGCUGUUUUAAAUUAGUUGUUGAUGCAGCUGAUUAACACUUUAUAAAGAAGUACAUUGCGUGGCAGCGCUAGACUGGACCAAUUGGCGAGAUUCGCGAAUAGCAGCGACGCCAUAGCGGGCUGGAUAUGUGGGUUUGUUUACAAAAAUAGUGCCGCGAGCUUCGCUGGCGUAGGGAUGUGUCUCAAAUGUGGUCGUCACUCCCUGUGUAGGUGCCCUCGACCUGUUGGCUUGAAUGUGAUUUGUAGUGCGCUACAUAGUAAAGUGAGCGCUAUUUGGGACAGAACCGGGCUAGUCAAUAAAAGCGACGGUCGCGGCUGUGGUUAGACGGCAGUGUUGAGUGAAUUAGCGAAUCAGUUCUUAAAUCUGUGUUGUUUUGGGUUUUUACUCCGAAAUAAAAACUCAGAACAUGCUCUUUGUUUAUUUAUUUGUAAUUGUUUCUGUUAUCCAGCUCGAAAGCUAAGCUAGCCUGUUGUCUACGUCAGCUGCAAAGCCUUUUCUAGAUCUUUCUCGGCUUAUAGAUCAGGCAGUGUUCGGUUCUGCUUUCUACCUGUUUUUUAAAACAAAAGUGUGAUCUUGAUGCAUUGAUGAAUCUCGGUAUGUGUGACGGUCUCAGGGAAGGAGUCUGGUGGGGAGGCUGGUUGCAGCAGAGCUUCCAGUCCAUCAAAGACAGAUCAUCCGAAGCGCUCGAGUUCAUCAAACGGGAUUUGACAGAGUUCUCCACAGUGGUGCAGCAUGACACUGCCUGCUCCAUCGUCGCCACGGCCAACGCCGUCAAGAGCAAGCUGGCCGUGGAAGGUUCUUCCGAGACCACGGAGAAGGUAAAGAAGAGCCUUUCUAACAUUCUGGGGGUGAUUACAGACACGCUCGCUCCUCCGCCGGAUAAAACCAUCGACUGUGAUGUAAUCACGCUGGUGGCCACGCCGGCCGGAACCACCGAGGUGUACGACAGCACCAAGGCUCGACUCUACACUCUGCAAGCCGACCCUGCUACAUACUGCAACGAACCCGACGGUCCGCUGGAGCAGUUCGACUCCUGGCUCUCCACGUUCAGCCUUGAGGAGAAGAAAGCUGAAAUCUCUGAGUUGCUGGUGAACAGUCCGUCUAUUCGAGCCCUCUACACUAAAAUGGUUCCAGCGGCCGUGGCUCACUCAGAGUUUUGGCAGCGCUACUUUUACAAAGUAUAUCAGUUGGAUCAGGAGGAAGCCAGGAGAGUGGCACUGAAGCGGCGAGCAGAGGAAACCGCUCAGUCUGAGAGUCUGGGGUGGGAGGAGGAAGAGGAAGAUGAGUUCCUUGGAGCCUCGUCUCCGUCUCGUUUGGACUUCGCUCCUCCCCCUGUAGCAGCAGAGACGGGCGGCUCCUCGUCCUGCUCUGAGGUGCCACGUUCCCUUGGCGACGGCACGUCCGACGUCACUCCGUCGGUCAGCAGCGACAGCGUGAGUCUCCCGACACAGCUGGAGAACCUUCCGGUCAGCUGCCCAGACGCACCGGCCCAGGGCGAGAAGCAGAAGAGCGCAGAGGGAGCCGGAGCGAAGGUGGAGGGAGGAAAGGAGGAGGGAACUCGAACGGACGGAGCGAGGGAUCAGGAAACAAGGAAAGAGGAGGGAGUGCAAGACCUGCGAGUGUUUGAACUCAACUCUGACAGCGGCAAGUCCACGCCAUCCACCAACGGCAAGAAAGGUUCCAGUACUGACGUGAGUGAGGACUGGGAGAAAGACUUUGACCUGGAUAUGACCGAGGAAGAGGUUCAGAUAGCUUUGGCUAAAGCUGAUGCCACUGCAGAGUUUGAUGACGAGGACUGGGAGAACUGGGACUGAAGAGCCGGAGACUGACACCGAUGUGAGAACUUCACCGUUUUUCCCAAACAAUCCCCUGCGAUUUAAACGUCUCGAAGUCCACACCCACACGUUCGCAUUCAGCCAAUGGGAGCAAGACGCUGGCCUCGCUUCAGAGGCUUCACUUCAGAGCUGAAUUCAUUCACCUUCCAACAAGCCGCUGUUUUUUGUUUUUGAUUUGUUUUUUUUCAGGGGAAGAAUUGGCUUUAGAGCAGAAGUGAUAGCGACACGUCCAGGUUUAAAACGUGAACACGUGUCUAAAAAAAUAAAAAAUCAUCCCAGAGAUUGAGGUAUUGAUGUCGAUGGUAUGGAUGAUGACACCUGAGCUUACAGUAUGUCAUUCGUUCUGUUUUUCCGAUAAAAGCGGGAAAACACUGAUAUAUAUGUAUAUAUCAGCUUCCGGGGCUUUGUCCAGUCAGUAGCUGUACUCUUGACCACGCUACUCGUUCUGUUUAUAGGAUUAGAAUCGAAUCCUGACGUGUAAUUUAUGUACUUUUUCCGUUUCUGUGUUUCUUUCUUCAGUAUGUUGUCAUCUUGUCUUUUUUUCUUCUUUCCUCUUUGUCUACGAAGUACUAACUUCUCUAAUCUUAUGCAAGUGAUAUGAAUUAGCAUAAAGUAUGUUCUACCUUUCUCCUUUUUUUUCUUCUAGACGACUGUUGCACUUUGGUUUCACGAAUUCGAUACGCUACGUGACUCUGUUCAGUGUUGUGUGGAAUGUGGGGGGGGUAUCUGUCAUUCGUCACAAUGUUGAAACUGUUCAUAUUUGACUAAAGACAAACAGAUGAAAA